AUGGAUGGUACACUGCCAAUAACCAGACAUUUUUUCAAGGUGAUGAUGCCUGGUUUCCUCGCAAAAGCUUCCAUACCACCAGCUUUCUGUAGAAAGCUAAAAGAAGAAAGAUUAGAUGAAGCUAUUCUAACUAGUUGUAAAGGGUCAUGGACCGUUAAGAUUGGUAAAGGAAGCAAAGGAAACAUAUAUUUCGAAGAGGGUUGGGAUAUUUUUGUCCAGCAACAUUGCCUGAGCCUCGGAGAUUUUGUCGUAUUUGAACAUACGGGCAACCUGCAUUUCAAUACCUAUGUGUUUGGUCCAAAUGCUUGCGAGAAAGACUUUUCCUCAAACUUAGAAAAUGAAGAAAAGAGAGCACCAGCUGGAGUAAACAGUCCUGACCAUGUCAAAGGAGAAAUACCACUGAAGGCAAGUCCAUCUUAUGGCACUGGAUGUUCCCAUUUUGUGUCAACGAUAACAGCAAGCAAUGGCAGUUGCCAUAAUCCUUAUAUGAAUGUCCCGGUAGAAUUUUCGAGAUCAAAUAAUCUCAGACAGAUUUCCAGCAUUAUCCUCAGAGAUCCUUCUGGAAAAUCAUGGCCAGUGGCAAUUAGAUCCAUUGGCAGAGGUCCUCGUUGCAAACGCACACACUUGACAAAUGGUUGGUUAGAAUUCUAUAAAUCCAACAAGCUAAAGGAAGGGGAUGUUUGCAUCUUUGAGCUCAAUGGUUCUGCAGGAAGUUCGGGUACUUUCAUGAUGGAUGUACAAAUUUUUCCCUAUCAGCCUAAGUAAUCUUCACUCUUUAGCCCGAUUUAUACUGGCAUUGGUAAUUCAACGAUAUUUUUUGCACUGUGUAUGCUAUUGUUGAUGCUACUCUCUAUCGAUUAUAUCAUUGAGGACAUUGUGAAAUCAAACAAUUGUUCAUCGUUGGAAGUUUU
This is a messenger RNA of Ilex paraguariensis (yerba mate), 911 nucleotides long. Lineage: Eukaryota; Viridiplantae; Streptophyta; Magnoliopsida; Aquifoliales; Aquifoliaceae. The record is from the annotation of a GenBank genome assembly.